CAACACCUUUGUGUUUGGUUCAGAAAGACCACUUUUUGUCUGUUGCAAGAAAUUAUCUUCACCAUCGAUCUCUCCUACCUUGAAAACUCCUUUUACAUCCAUUCCGGAUUACAGGAUCAAUGGGAAGAACACCUUGUUGUGACAAAGAUGGACUCAAGAAAGGUCCUUGGACUCCAGAGGAAGAUCUUAAGCUCGUCAACUAUAUUCAGCUCCAUAGACCUGGCAACUGGAGAACCAUUCCUAAGAAUGCUGGGCUGCAACGAUGUGGAAAGAGUUGUCGUUUGCGAUGGACUAACUAUCUGAGGCCUGAUAUCAAGAGGGGAAGAUUUUCUUUCGAAGAAGAAGAGACCAUCAUCCAAUUGCACAGUAUCUUAGGAAACAAGUGGUCCGCAAUAGCCGCUCGCUUGCCUGGAAGAACUGAUAAUGAGAUCAAGAAUUACUGGAACACCCAUAUCAGAAAAAGGCUGCUACGAAUGGGACUUGAUCCUGUGACUCAUGCCCCUCGCCUCGAUAUUCUUGACCUUUCAUCCAUCCUAAGCUCAUCUCUCAGCAACCCAUCAUUUCUCAAUGUGUCAAACUUGUUAGGCACUCAAACCCUCAUGAAUCCAGAUCUCUUAAAGCUAGCCACCGCUAUCCUGUCACUAAAACAGGAAAACCAAGUACCCUUUACAAAAACUCUCCAGGAAAACAACCUUUUCAACAACUUGAUGCAAAACCAAGUCCAACCAGUACAACCCAACAAUCAAUAUCAAACUCUACUACAAGAAGGGUUUUCAUCGGAGAUAUUGACAAACCAGCUCAUGCAAGCCAAUGUAGAAGGGUGUUGUUCGAACGUGUCAACUUUUGGAAAUUCCCAAGAAAACUCAAUACCUACAAGCCUGAACGAAGAUUUUAUUUGCCAGCCAAACUAUAUGUAUUGCAGCUCUAAUCCAACGGUUCCUGAUAUACCAGAGAAUUCAAAUUUCCAGUCACUAUACAAUAGCAAUCAGAACUUCAGCUUUGAGUCUGUUGUAUCGACACCAAUAUCAAGCCCUACUCCCUUAAAUUCGCCAUCCACAUUCAUCAAAGGCGGCGCUGAAGAUGAAAAUGAGAGCUACUGCAACAGCUUGUUUAAUUUUGAAAUUCCAGAAAGUUUGGACAUGUCUGAAUUCAUGUAAUAGAACUAUAAUAGCCGGAUACAUGUGCGAUAUAUUGUUUUUAGUCUGUCGAUGUUGAUAAUGAAAUUCAUUGUGUUUAUGAUAAUCUAAUAUGCAGAAAAAACUACGUAGCAUA
Messenger RNA from Carya illinoinensis, 1272 nucleotides. Its product is annotated as transcription factor MYB41. The transcript is spliced from 3 exons. Bases 120 to 1157 code for a protein of 345 amino acids. Lineage: Eukaryota; Viridiplantae; Streptophyta; Magnoliopsida; Fagales; Juglandaceae. The record is from RefSeq and is a predicted model, not a curated record.